Arachis ipaensis is the source of this 2361-nucleotide messenger RNA. The record is from RefSeq and is a predicted model, not a curated record. NCBI's taxonomy places the organism in Eukaryota, Viridiplantae, Streptophyta, Magnoliopsida, Fabales, Fabaceae.
AAAAAGAGGAGAGAGAAAAACAACCUUAAAGAGAAAAUCAGUGUUCCAAACGUAGGCGCCAAUGUCCUAACUCCUAAUCCAGAAUCAUUGAUGGGACGAUGGCCCUUUGCGCAUAAAGGUUCUGGCGCCAAGAAAUUUCCCAUCAUCAUCAUCAACUUUGUUAAUAUUACACUCAACAAAAAUAUCAUUAUUAUUGUUUCUUUGGAUGCAUGUCCAAGAUUGCUUGAUCAUCAACAACGUUCAAGAACAUUAGGCAAUGUUUGCAUUGAUCCAAAAUCACGUGGUUUUUUAGGUGAUUUCCUUGGAUCUUUGUCACAUGCUAAAUAUAUAGAAGACCCUUAUUGAAUCUUUGGUUCCCGGAAGAUUUUAGAUGCAUUUGAAGCUAUCUGUAAUUGAUUUCUGCCAUAUUUUAUCCCAAAAUUCUGAUUAUUUCAAGCUACAUCAUUGGAGGUUAUAUUGUGAAAUUUGGGGUUAUGCAAAGGAAUAGAAGAAUUGGGUUUGGCUAUGGAUGGUGAAAAAUGGAACCAUGUUUUUGUCAUUUGGGAUUUUGAUGAAGGCAAUGUAGAAGUAUGUGCUUGUUGUGCAUGUUUUAGGGUUUGAUGAGAUAAUUAAGAAGCAUAACAAGCACAGGUUGGAAUGAAAAUCCAACAAUAUUAUUAUAUGGGUGUCAUAAAGGCUAGCUUUUGCAUUGUUUUGGUUCUUUAUCUUGUGGGAGCAAUUAUUAGUCUUGAAGAAAAGAGGAAGCAAGAAGCACAAGAAGAACUCCUUAUCCAACUAUUUGAUCCUAAAUCUGAAAUUUUUGAUAAAGAUACGGCAGAGUUAUUAUGGACUACUUGCUGGGAGGAUUUGAUUAAAAUUGAAGAUCUUGAUUCAUGCCCCAUACAAUCACCAAGUAACACGAAUGAAAUUAGUUUAGAAAGAGGAAUAAUAGCUCAAAGAAACAUUGAAAAUGUGAUUAACAAUUGCCAACCCCAAUUGAGGGAAGGUUUCCUUGAUUGCUUGAGAAGACACAAUCCCCUCAUCCAUGUCUCAAAGAACAGUUUGCAUGCAAGUUAUGUGAGAUUACUCUCUUCCAGAAGAAACUUGGGUCAUGUUUUGCUCCAAGAUGUGUCAAGAGCAGAAGAUGUUGGAGAUGAAUCGGUGCAAACUAAAACUAAAACGGAAAACACUGCUCCAAAAGAGAGUGGAAGCGAACAAAAUGUGUUUGUUAUCGUAGGUAUAACUGCAGUGUCAUCAUUUGGAAUUGCAGCAUUUGUUUUCAUAUUUUGUUGUAGAUGUAGCAGAGCAAAUGUUGAUCAAACUGAUGAGAAACCUCUUCUCAGCUUGUGUAGGACUGACUACUCCAAUGGGUCCUUUAACAGUAGAAAUCCUCCGCAGGAGUCAAUGAAAAAAGAAGACAGCAUUGAGACUCUUAUGUCAAGUAAAAUUUUAUUCGAUGACAAUAAAAAUAAAAACUUAGCGCAUGAAAUAUAUUCAAUGCGAUUAGCAGGACCGUAUGAAAUAAGUUCGGUAGGAUUAGGAGGAGCUGAUGCUUCUGUUGCCGCUUCGGCAAGACCAUCAAUGGACUUGAAACCUCCUCCCGGCAGGGUUGGACCACCGUUACCUUUGAAACCUCCUCCUGGAAGGCCAAAUCCUCCCUCCGACCCACCAAUUCCUCCUCCUUCCGCUGAUGAAAAUAAUCCUCCUCUUCCGCCUCCUCCUGCUGCUGAUGCUCCUCCUCCUCCUCCACCGCCAAAGCCGAGUAAUGCUCCACCACCUCCUGCACCGCCACCGAUUAGAGGUGGUGGGCCUCCGCCUCCUCCACCACCAGAUGGAAAAGGCCCUCCACCUCCCCCUCCACCAGGUGUGAAAGGCCCAGGCCCAGGCCCUCCUCCACCACCAGCACUUAAGGGAGGAGGUGGUCCACGACCUCCUGGACCACCUCCUCUAAAAGGUGCGAUUGGUGGGAAGGCUAGGCCUCCAGGACGAGGACCCGAAGGUCCUGGAGGUGUUCCCAAGCCAAAACUUAAGCCUUUCUUCUGGGAUAAGGUUCAAGCAAACUCAGAUCAGGCUAUGGUUUGGAAUCAGCUCAAAGCAGGAUCCUUCCAGUUCAAUGAAGAAAUGAUGGAGUCGCUUUUUGGAUAUAAUGCUGCUCAAGAAAAAUCUAAACCCGGAAUGAAGAAAGAAUCUCGUGAACAAACUCCUCAAUAUAUUCAGAUCAUUGAACCAAAGAAAGCACAGAAUUUGUCAAUUCUGUUGAAAGCAUUGAAUGUAACACUAGAAGAAGUUCGUGAUGCACUCCUUGAAGGAAAUGAAAUACCCCCAGAAUUCCUAAACACUUUGUUGAAGAUGGCCCCAAGUCAAGAGGAAGAACUAAAGCUC